This is a messenger RNA of Closterium sp. NIES-67, 1491 nucleotides long. Lineage: Eukaryota; Viridiplantae; Streptophyta; Zygnematophyceae; Desmidiales; Closteriaceae. The record is from the annotation of a GenBank genome assembly.
UGGUGCUUGAAUGAGCGUCAGCUCGUUUCUCUCUGCAUCACUCCAUGGCGGUUUUGCGCCAGCCUUUACGGAGGCUUGGUCAAGUCCUUGAGGCGUGUGAGCGUCGGAUGCGCCAUGCAGGUCCUGCGAUCGCGUUUUCCUGCCCGCUGCUGGAACCAAGCUCGCCUGGGUUGAGAGUCGCGUCGCACGAUCCCUGCUCAGGCAUUCAGUUUCCAGCCGGCCGCUCUCUCCACCACACUUGGUCGCACCAUGGGGGAAUGGCCCACAGAUCCAUGCCAGGGGAUGGCCUGGCAUCAGGUGAAGCCGUCCCCAGCACCACUGGUGGGUGCUCAGCAGGGGAUCAAGACAAGGAGAAGCAGGAGGAGCGUCCUUCAGGCUUGCCUGUAGCAGAGCGGUGUAAGUCCCUGCUAGCAGCCAAUUGGCGCGCUCAGCUCACCACAGUGCGGGCAGACGCUCAGUCCAGUGCUGAGGAUGACAGUCCUGAUGCCUCGCCCGCUGCGAUGGCACGGGAGAAGCUGCAUGGGUCGUUGGUGCGCUACAUUGUGGUGGACGGCUCUCCCAUCGUUGCCCUUCUGCCCGAUGAUCCCCACCACGUGAACCUUCUGAUGGAUGACAGGGCCUCACUCACUGUGGGGGGAACUGACCCCCCUCCGCUCAUCCGCUCCCUCCUCACAUCAGGCCAGAUGCCACCUCGUGUUGCCCUCCUAGGCGAGCUUGUGGCCGUGGACUCAUCUGAGACGCCUUUCAUCCUCCGUCGCUUCGCAGCAAAGGCGGAGGCAGCUACAGCAGCUGUUGCUAGACUGGAGGCCGCCCUGCCGUCCCCUCCCUCCUCCCCUCUCCCCUGCCCCCCACCCCUAUCUCAAACUGGGGUGGCCGGUGGUGGGGGAGGUGGGGAAGUAGAGGAGGGAGCGUUGACCUUUUUCCGCAUGGAGGCAAGGUCAUGUCAACUUGUUGAUUUCAGGGGCAAGCGAACAUCACUGCCAGUGGCAGACAUUAAACCAGCUGCCACUGACCCCCUUGCCACGUCUCUCCUCCCUCUGCUCCUCGCGCUCAACUCCUCCGCUGCUUCGCGAGCGGCCUUGGCUUCGUUCUGCGAGGCCUUCCUGCAAGUGCCUGCUCGACCACAGACCACCUUUCUGUUCUCUGCUGAUCGCCGGGGCUUCAAUCUCCUUUCGCAGUCACUGCAGCCACCGCAACAGCAGCAUGUGGAAGAAUCCAGCCAAUCAGGAAAGCCGCAGUGGCGAGAGUUUCGGUUUGAGUUCCAAAGAGAGGUCACAGAUGCCAAGGGGUUUAUGCAGGUGGUUAGGGAGAUGGAGGAGGAGGUAAAAGCAGAAGUAGGUAAGUAGGGUAUGUAGGGCAUUUGGCCCAUGUUUGUGCGUAGGAGGCGUUUUUAAACAACAUUGGUUCUGGUGUUGACGUACAAUGCAAUAUUUUGCACCCUUGAUGCUACCUCGUGGAGAUAAAUGUCUCACUUCAUAUAUUUAGGAUAGU